UUGACACGAAGUGAACGGAUGUAGACGUAAUUUCACGGAAGCCGGAGCCGGGUGAGUAGUUUUUUUAUCCAUCUAUAAUCUAGAUGUAGUGAUAAGCUACAAUGGGAAAAAAGAGAGUUAAAGAAAAGCCCACUGAUAAGAACCAGCCAUCAGCUAUUUCAGGUUCUCCCUGUAAACACUGCCACAAGUCUACUGAUCAGAAUCUGCUUAAAAAGAAACUACAAGUUGGCCAAUUCCUCAUUUGCCAGGAUUGUGAAGAAAGUGUGAACAAAAAUACAGAAGAUGUAAAAGAAUGCUCUGAAAGCAGUGGAAUUUGGAUUUGUCUCCGAUGUGGUCAUCGGGGUUGUGGAAGAGAUUCUGAAAAUCAACAUGCUGUAAAACAUUUUGAAAAACUACAUUCAGACCCUCACUGUUUAGUACUAAGUUUGGACAACUGGAGUGUUUGGUGUUACAUAUGUGAAGAUUAUGUGCAAUAUUCCAGCACAGGACAUUUGGGACAGCUUGUAACGUAUUUUCAAAAACUAUAUUUUUCAGCGCCAAGUAAGAAAAAUAAAACUAAAUGUUUUAAAGAGAGUGAAAACCAAAUACAUAAGUUGGAGAAUAAAAAGGUAGAAAAGGAAAAUAAAAAUGAGCAACACAAAGACAACCAGAAGAAUGAGACCGCUGUAGAAUGCAACAUCACAUCUUCACAUGAAAGCAGAACUGUCGCUGUGAAAGGUUUUAGUAACCUUGGAAACACAUGUUUCUUCAAUGCAGUUCUACAGAUUCUUUCACAAACACAGCUGCUUAGGCAGCUUAUCCAGGAAAUAAAGGAUGAAGAAACAGUCAAAAAUGUAGCCUUUGUGUCAACACAGCAGGAUCCGAUUCAGAUUAAGCUGGACAGACCAGGGCCCUUGACAUUGGCACUAUGGAAGUUUUUAGCUGAAAUCCAGGAAACAAAGAAAGCUAUUGUAACUCCAAAAGAAUUAUUCUUUCAAGUGUGUAAAACAGCUGCAAGGUUUAAAGGAUUUCAGCAGCAGGACAGCCAGGAGCUACUUCGCUAUUUAUUGGAUGGAAUGAGAUCUGAAGAGUAUAAAAGGAUAAAAGCAGGAAUUUCAGCAGCAUUAAAUGAUUCUGAAAAGAAACUUUCCGAAGAGGAAACAAGGAAAUUAGUAACAGAGUAUGAAAAGAAAGCUUUUACUCAAAACUUUGUUGAUCAGGUUUUUAGUGGAGAAAUAACAAGCACUAUUAAGUGUGAAGAAUGUGAAACAAUAUCAUUUGUAACUGAGAUGUUCCUAGAUUUGUCUCUCUCAAUUUCUUCUCAGGCAUAUAAAAAGAAGCAACCAAGGAAAAACGGAAAAAGGCUAAGUGAAUAUGAAGAUAAUGAUGAUUCUUUUGCUUUGACAAUUGAUAUGGAUGAUAUGCCCACUAGUGUUACAAGCAAAUAUCAGCAAAAGAAACUGAAAAAGCAAACAAAAAAGCAAGCAAAAAGUCAGCGACGGCAACAAAAGCUAAAAGAAAAGGUUACUCCUCUUUGUUCAACUAAUCUAAAUGUGCAGGAAAAUCAAUGUAACAAUGAGGCUUUGUAUCAAGACAGUGUCAUCCAGACAGAAAUUCAAACAUCAGCCAAAGAUGAUUCAGUUUCAGAUGAAAAUGAAUUGAAGCAGUCAGAAAAAAUGAGACUUGUAACUUCAGAACCUUAUGAACAUAGCAGCAAAACUAUUGUUAACUCUUAUGUUGAACAAGCCAAAAAAGUGUCUGACAUAUUAGACACCACCUUGGAGGAAGAAGAAGAAGAAUUGAUUAAUGGGAUUAGUGGCAUACAUCUGAAUGAAGAUAUGCUAUGCCAUGAGGAUAUACAUUUAGAAAUGAAUAACUGUAAUAACGUGUUUGUUGCCAAAGAAUACACUGUGGUUAAACAAGACCAAGAAUUGGCUUUUGUUACACUUGCAAAGAGAGACCCUCCUGCAAAACAAGAAUGUUCAGCUGAGUCGUGUUUAUAUCAGUUUACUGAAAUUGAGAAACUCACUGAUAAUAACAAGCUCCUUUGUAAUACCUGCACCAAGAGAAGGAAUAGGGGAGUGCAUACUGUGUCUCAUGGUGAGAAGAACAAUAUCUACACCAAUGCACAAAAACAGAUGCUAAUAUCAGUGGCACCCCCUGUUCUUACCCUGCAUAUAAAAAGAUUUCAGCAGACUGGAUAUGGCAUAUGUAAAGAAAAUAGGCAUGUGCAGUUUCCCCAGAUCCUUGAUUUGGCCCCAUUUUGUACUGUUGGUUGCAAGAAUGUUACAGGAGAUAAACAAGUGUUGUACAGCCUUUACGGAGUAGUGGAGCACAGUGGGACUAUGCGGUCUGGACAUUACACUGCCUUUGUUAAGGUCCGAAGCAGCACCCAGUGUUUGGAGCACCUUAAUGGAACAGUGCCUGAAAUGGUUAAUGCCAGUGCAUUCAAAGGAUCCUGGUUUCAUAUAAGUGACACCAGUGUUCAAGCUGUGUCAGAAGUGAAGGUCCAAAAUGCUCAAGCCUAUCUUCUCUUUUAUGAGAGACUUCCAUAGUUCUGUCAUUUUAACAGUGCCUAGUAAAACCACAUCAAGUUGUUUCUCCAGAAAUGUAAUGGGACUGCAGUAAUGUAACAAAUAAAAACAUAAAUUUUUCCAUUUAUUUGAAAUAUGUUGGAAAGUGGUAUUUUCUGUUACUAUGCAAAAAUUUUGUUUAGUUUUCAUUUUUCUGGUUUUACCUUCAUAACUGUAACAUAAUGUAAUGUAGAUUUUUGAAAACAACAAAUUUGUAAUAAUGUUUUCCAAAAUAAAAGUUUGGGGAAAAAAUAA
Erpetoichthys calabaricus (reedfish) is the source of this 2807-nucleotide messenger RNA. RefSeq names its product ubiquitin specific peptidase 16 (gene usp16). Gene Ontology annotation, biological process: protein deubiquitination. NCBI's taxonomy places the organism in Eukaryota, Metazoa, Chordata, Cladistia, Polypteriformes, Polypteridae. Bases 102 to 2534 code for a protein of 810 amino acids. Gene Ontology annotation, cellular component: cytosol; nucleus. Gene Ontology annotation, molecular function: cysteine-type deubiquitinase activity; cysteine-type endopeptidase activity; zinc ion binding. The transcript has 18 exons. The record is from RefSeq and is a predicted model, not a curated record.